GUCUAUUUGUUAUUACCUAUUACUGUCAGGCAAGUGAGGCAACACUGGUUGAUAUAAAUGGCUGUUGUGAGCUGCAACGACUUACAAGUGCCUGACCACAACGGCUCUGAAGAAACCUGGACCUCAGUAAGAUUUUCAAGACAAUGUGGGUCUCUGUGGCAGCUGUUUUAGCCUUUGUGACCUGUCUACCGAAUGAUAGCACAGCGGUAGCACUCGAACCGCACGGGCCAGUGCGCCCAGGGCCGCCUCCCCCACCACCUCCGCCGCCCAAGCCCAAGGGUCCGGCCAGGACGGUGCCCUGGCAGGUGAUGGUGUACCUGAACGAGGGGGAUUCCUAUGGGGGGCAUGGUGGUGGCGCAAUCCUCUCUGACCGUUGGGUGCUGACAUCUGGCAGGAACCUCUUCCUGAAGAAGGGCCACAAAGACACGCGUGGACAGCAGCCUCUUGUGCCAAAAGUCUACCUAGGCGUUGCUGUACCUGAGAACGUAGAGGCCUCCAAAGAGGCAGCUGUUGAGCGGAUAUUCUUGCACCCGGGGUUCCAAAACGCCUCAGACUUUGAAAAUGACCUUGCACUGAUCAAGCUGCAGGAGCCAUUGAAUUUUAACCAGACCUUGAUGCCCAUCCCUCUCCCAGAGCGAGGGGAAGACCAGGAGGAGAGGGCUGGAGAGGAGGCCAUCUUUGGUGCGUGGGACAUGGGGAUCAUGCGUUACCAGCCUAGUGUGGUCAAACACCUCAAGCUGCCCGUGGUGUCUCGUGAAGUAUGCCAUGCUGAGUAUCAGGCCGGUAGAGGCCCCAUUGUAAAUGCCAAUAUGUUCUGCACCAGCGCUGGUGAAUCCUUUAUCAACGUGUGCUUCAUGGAUGCGGGUAACAGCCUCGUGUUCCAGAAUCCAAAGACAAGGAGAGCUUACCUCGCAGGGAUCGUUUCUUUUGACAACGUGUGCGCGUUUAAGAAGUAUGCGGUUCACACCAGGAUCUCAACCUACCUGCCGUGGAUCCGUGACGUCAUGAGGGAAGACGAGGCGGUCUCGGCCCAAAGAGAAUCACUCGUUGCUGACCUGUAUUCUGGGAAGAUUUAGCCUGUUUGAGGAGUUUUGUUUCAUGUUUCUUUGUUGAACUGUUAUUGUUUGUCUUUGUGUCUCUCACUUCUCUGACUUGGUCAUUGUACAGUCUCUGCUUUUGCUGAGUGGCAACUCAAUAACUUAUAAUAAAUUGCACAACUCAUUUGAAACAGUU
This is a messenger RNA of Sardina pilchardus (European sardine), 1233 nucleotides long. RefSeq names its product haptoglobin-like. Gene Ontology annotation, molecular function: serine-type endopeptidase activity. Gene Ontology annotation, biological process: proteolysis. The transcript is spliced from 4 exons. Lineage: Eukaryota; Metazoa; Chordata; Actinopteri; Clupeiformes; Clupeidae. The coding region runs from base 144 to 1076 and encodes 310 amino acids. The record is from RefSeq and is a predicted model, not a curated record.